AUCUGGCACUCGGGAAGUGGCGCUUUGUCUCAAGCAUUUCAGUCAAGCCAAUGGACUCGUCGGUCCGAUAAGUGGAAACAAGUGCAUAGAGAGCGCUGCCGAUCGAGAGAGGCGGAACGCUGCAAAACGCGCGUGUCGCGGGAAUGGUCAACGCAAGCAACACCAUCCCGAGAAGCCAAGGGGCAUAGGGGGUCGGUCUGUGCUAUUGGGCGGCUCCACUCUCGAUAGCUGGUCUGCGUCGUUGCAAUCCGAUAUCUGCUCUGGGCUCAACGUCUAGUGGUUGCUGCUCGAAGAAAGGGCAUCGUGCACAAAUAAACCCGCGCACAGCGUCUGUCGCUUUGCGUCGCCGUCAUCUUGCCUGCGCGGAGGGAGUGAGCCCGGGAGGGGAGAGAACAAUGGUGACUAGCGGCAGCAAAAUGGAGCAAGGCUCAUCACCGGACGAAGGCGUGGACGUUCACAACAUCGCGUCCGUGUCUGCUGCCACUCUGAGUGCGACUGUGGCCUCUGUCUCUUUACAUGCUGCACCGGCACUCCUCGUCGAGGGCAUGUUCCUUUCUCGCCUGCACGCAGACGGAAAGACAGGAGGAGUAGACGCCGACCUGGAUGCAGAUGCGGCUCAGCUGCAAGUGCGGCUGCUCACCCCCUUCUUGCCGCCGGAAAAGCUCGACUUGAUGGACGACUUUUCCAUCUCGAGCGCCGCGCCUGGAUCGCUCAUUGCCAGCAGAGGCCUCGAUGCCGAUCUCUAUGUCCCACCUGUAGGCCUGCCGUCCGCUCGCCCCCCGGUUGGUGCUGACGAUACUGCCGGCACCAGCGCUAGCGGCAACGGAGGUGUCAUCGGCUUGAAAGGAAAUCUUGGCAAGAAGAACAAAGGAAAGGGCAAAGCGAUAGAUCAGGAAGUUGGGUUUGCGCAAGACCUCAUGCAAGGCAUGCCUCGGGUAGAGAUCCGCACAGGGAAAGUGGCAGAUUCUCCAGCGGACGCUGCAACGCCGUUUCGCAGCGCUAAGGGCAAACGGGGAAAAGCCGCAGUGGACAAGGCCAUCGGUGCGGCAGCGGGGCGGGGAGUGGCGGGAGCAGGAGUGGGACUGAAGAAGCGCGCAGCGCCGCGCGAGGUUGGACUUGGCGCCGCUGGGAUCGGCGGCAACAUCCACAUCCAAGGUCUGCCGGAGAGCAGCUACCUGCAUCACUCUUCGUCUGAUACCUUUGCGCAACUUCUGCGCAGCCCAGGUGGCGAUGGGAGAGGGCAAACAUCAGCCGCCGUAGCGAGGCGGCCACGUCGGUCGCGCCCGCAAGCGACGUCCUCCGGCAAGAUGGCCGCGAUCGGCGCAGGCGGGCGUGGAAGGUACCGCAGUAUCGGCGGAAAUGGAGGCGGAGGUGGCGAUUAUGGAGCGGGCAUCAGAGAUUUGUCCGCAGGCUCGCUGGGCACAUUCUCGCCCGACUCCCCGCGCCUUGCGUUUACCCGUGGCAGAGGGGGAGGGCCGGAUGAAGACGUGUAUGGAGAUGAUGCAAGCGGGAGACCCCGGAAGCGCAAGCACUGGGUGCACAACCUGUUCCGACCAAGUCAUGGGACGGUCGAGGUAUGGCUCAAUAGCUGGUGGAAGCGAUGGGGAAUCCUGGCCGUUGCGCCCAGCUGUAUCGUCUGGUUUUGGUGCGCUUUCCCAUUCCCCAAAUCGGAUCCGUACGAUCCCAACGGACCAUGGUGCUCAGUGCCGAACCCACCACCAUGGUGCUCAGUCGAUAGAAACCCGUCUCAUGGCACCUACGACAUGAGCCCCUCCUCAUUAUCCACCUCCCGCAAUUCAACACCCGCAGCGUACUUCGCCUUAUCAGCCUCGUCAUCUCAUCGGAUAGGAUCCAUUGCCAGGAAUAUACCCUCGCUCUCGUAUACCCUGUACACCUGGUUUGUCGAACCUACCAAGGCUGGCAUGGAUCCCACCGGCACGAAUCCUGCCCCGCCGCCGACCAGCCAAGUCGACGCAAACUUUUGGUUUUUCUUGAUUUUUUAUUAUGGCAUGUAUUGUGCAGUCGGACUCAUCUAUGUCACGCAACUCUUCUCGCUCUACCGCCUCAACUGGUGGCCAGCCGCGUUGGGCGCGCGGACGUCCUACACGUUCUUCUGGCUUGCUUCCCUGCUCCUUGGGUGGGCAUUGCAUGAAUUUGACCCGCUCGGCAGCGAGCAACGACGACACGACCGUGUCGGUGGAAGCGGUCGCAAUGGCGAUUCGCCUUCGCCUCUACCAUCGCCCACACCAGUGCCAGGGCCCGGCCACGGUGGGCCGUGGUGGGACGGCGACUUGGCGGACGAAGUGCAAUGGCAGCGCAAGACCAUGUGGGUCGCACUGGCUUUUGCGACGAUGGCUAUGCCUGCACUCGUAUGCUUUGCGGGGAUCAGGCGCAGCGGAAGGCAGACGUACAGGCAUAGCUUGACGGAUUUGCAGAAAACCUUCCUCGAACGCCAGCUCGUGCGUCGCAUUCCAUCUUCGUACAUUCGUUUUCUAUGGUUCAUGCUUGUCAUCGGCUUUGCGCUCUUUGGGCUCGUGGCCGGCCAAGGGUACGCCAGUGUCUACCUCAGCACCUUGCCUCAUACCAGCAUCGAAGGCACAGCGUACGUCACCUUCUGGGCCCUCACCGUCAAUGUGCUCGCCAUCGCUAGUCAUUGGAUGCUGGAAGAGAAGAUUAGGAGCAGAGCACUUGUCUUUGUCUUCAAGUAUUACUACUUUUUGGUCUAUUUCAUCUUCUACCGAAACCUAUUCGCGCGUCUGCGCAGCUUUGACCAGUUCGCGCUCAUCCAGCUGCUGAGCUCUUUCUGGGUGUGCAUCUGGUAUCCAUUCAGUAUGUCAAGUUUCGCGUACCGUACCGUGGAGUUUUUCAACCCGCACCCCAAGUCGUGGGAGGAGUACGUCGAGGGCGUCGGACUUGCGUUCUACCUGCGCAACUUGGCACAGAAUGCAACGAUGCUUGCGUUCCUCGGCUGGGUGUCCAUCCUGCACUUUGGCCCGAACCAGCAGCUGUAUCCUUUCUUCGCGUUCGACGACAAGCGUGAUCCAUACAACUACCAGCUGACGAUGCUGGGCGCCUCGGCCAUCUGGGGAUCAGAGCUGCUUUCGUCCUAUGUUGCUAGAGAGAUCUGCAAGUACACUUUUGGCGUUGACGUGACCAAUCUGGGCCUCGACGAGAUGCGGCAGUACCCAGAGAUUGUGCCAACAUGCCUUUGGACAAGCGUGCACGUCCUGAUGGACAUGCUUCUCUUCCUCAUCAAGCUCAACUUCAAAUGAGGCGCCUUCCAAUUCAUUUUGUCCUAGCAAUCGGCUAUUGUAAAAUUCUACUGUUUACCUGCCAUGCAUGAUGAUACCUUCGUCCUCGUUCCCACCCUU
Tilletiaria anomala UBC 951 is the source of this 3371-nucleotide messenger RNA. RefSeq lists its product as uncharacterized. The record is from RefSeq and is a predicted model, not a curated record. Lineage: Eukaryota; Fungi; Basidiomycota; Exobasidiomycetes; Georgefischeriales; Tilletiariaceae. The transcript has 12 exons. Bases 417 to 3272 code for a protein of 951 amino acids.